This is a messenger RNA of Melopsittacus undulatus (budgerigar), 29914 nucleotides long. RefSeq names its product obscurin, cytoskeletal calmodulin and titin-interacting RhoGEF (gene OBSCN). The transcript is spliced from 120 exons. Gene Ontology annotation, molecular function: protein kinase activity; ATP binding; protein binding. Gene Ontology annotation, biological process: protein phosphorylation. The record is from RefSeq and is a predicted model, not a curated record. NCBI's taxonomy places the organism in Eukaryota, Metazoa, Chordata, Aves, Psittaciformes, Psittaculidae.
AUGGAUUACAGCUCAUUCAGUGGAGUUCCCCGGUUCUUGACCCGGCCUAAGGCAUUUAUAGUGUCUGUGGGGAAGGAUGCCACCUUGAGCUGCCAGAUCAUUGGAAACCCCAUCCCAGCUGUGAGCUGGGAAAAGGAUAAACUUCCGGUCCAGUCUGGAGGAAGGUUUAAAACCACAGAAGAUGGGGAUCUCUAUCAGCUAACCAUCUAUGAUCUGAGCCUGGAGGACAGUGGCCAAUACAUCUGCCGAGCCAAGAACACCAUUGGUGAAGCUUUUGCAGCUGUCAGCAUCAAAGUUGGAGAAGAGACCACAGUAACAGAGUCAGCCCCAUACUUCAUCCAGAAGCCUUCCUCCAUCAAAGUAACACUGGGAGAAGAUGCCAUGUUCAAAUGCAAAAUCCAGGGCAGCCCUCCUCUCUAUGUGAACUGGGAGAAGGAUGGCAAACAUGUGCGGAACCGGGCUGAUGCUGGGCGCUUCCAGAUUGAGUCUGUUGGGGAGUCAAAUGCUCUCACCAUCCAGUGUGCCCGGCUAGCGGACAGUGGCACCUAUACCUGCCGGGCAGAGAACCCCAUCGGCUCUGCCAGUGCUUCAGCUGCGCUGGUAGUGGAAAAGCAAGGUUCUUCCAACCCGGGCAGCAGCAGCCACUUCGACACCAGCUGCGGCAAGACGACAUCCUUGUUGUCUCACUUGCAAAAGAGGCGGGAGGAGAUCAGGAAGAUGGACAUCUCCCAUGGGACUCUUGAUUCAAUGUCUGCCCAGUCUUACUCCACGGCAGAAGGGCUGUCUAGCAUUGGAUACAGCCUCUCCCGGGAUUACGAGAGGGCUGCUGGACUCACCACCAAAGGGGCUCGCAAUGCGACUUUUGGGUCACUGACACGCGUCUGCAGCGUGACAGAGGGGAAGCACGCUAAGCUGAGCUGCUAUGUGACGGGUGAACCCAAACCAGAGAUUGUGUGGAAGAAGGACAAUGAGGUCAUUGUGGAAGGACGGCGGCAUGUCAUCUAUGAGGAUGAUCAGGAGAGCUUUGUGCUGAAGAUCCUUUUCUGCAAGCAGAUAGACAAUGGGCUGUACACCUGCACUGCCUCCAACCUGGCAGGCCAGACAUACAGCUCUGUGCUUGUCACUGUCAAAGAACCCUCAAUACCCUUCAAGGAAAAACUGAAGGAUCUUGAAGUGAGGGAGAAAGAAUCUGCCACCUUCCAAUGUGAAGUGCCCAUUCCUAGUACAGAGACAUCUUGGUUCAAGGAGGAAACCAAACUCCGGCAGAGCAAGAAAUACAACAUUGAAGAAGAGGGCACAUAUCGCCGCCUCACUGUCCAGGACAUCACUGCAGAUGAUGAUGCUGUCUACAUCUGUGAGAUGAAGGAAGGGAGCAGGACCAUCGCAGAAUUGUCUGUCCAAGGGAACAUCAUUAAGAAACUUCCACGAAAGACUGCGGUCUUCUUAAAUGAUACAGCCAUCUUCUGUGUUGAGCUGGACAAUGAUUGCCAGAAUAUCCGAUGGCUGAAAAAUAAAGAAGAAGUGAAAUCUGGUGAUCGAAUCUCCAUCACACGCUCUGGCAAGCAACAUACCAUGAUCAUCCGAGAGUGUAAGAUGGAAGAUGCUGGUGAAAUUGUCUUCCUGGCUGAUGAAAGCAGGACUUCUACCCAGUUCACUGUGACCACUCCCAAAAAACCUCCCACCCAACCCCCGUCUGACCCUGUGGUGAAAAAUAAAACAGAAACCUCAGUGACGCUAGCAUGGUCCCCUCCGAAGAUGGACCGACCCAUUCCAGUUGACGGCUACAUCGUGGAAUGCAAGAAACUAAGUGGCUUAACCUGGGUGAUGUGCCAUGAGUCUCAUGUCACUGUCUCAGAGUAUACUGUAAGCAACCUGUUGGUAGAGGCUGACUAUCAGUUCAGAGUGUCUGCAGUCAACGCCUAUGGACAGGGCCCCUACCUGGAGUUCCCAGGGAGCAUGCACCUUGAACCAGUCCCAGCUGUGAAAACACCCCUGACAACUGUUGAAGUUGUACCUGGAGGAGAUGCCGUGUUUACUCUUGACCUUACAACAACAUGUUCUGGUACUUGGUACCUUAAUGGUAAAGUCUUACAGGAAAGCGAGACCUAUGUCAUUAAGAGAACCCAAACUACUCACACCUUAAUCAUAAAGAAUGUUACCAAGAAUGAUGAUGGAGCAGAAGUGAAGUUUGUUGCCAAUAACAUUAACACCAGCACCAAGAUGAGAGUGAAAGCUGCUGCAGUGAGAUUUACCAACAAGAGCAGAGACGUAGAAAAAGUCUCUGCUCGGCUGCGGGAGGAGGCCAACCUUCAGGCUGAGCUUUCGGAUGCAGACACUACUGUGAAGUGGAUGAAGGAUGGAAAAGAGCUUAAGGCCAGUGAAAAAUACGAACUCCAAACUGUGGGGAAGAAGCACAUCCUGAAAAUUCGCAACACUGCAGCAGAGGAUGCUGGAGUUUACGAGUGUAUCUGUGAAGGGGACAAAAUGCUCUAUCGGCUUUCAGUGGAAGCACUUGCAAACUUCAUAAACAAAGAGAAAAGUGGAGGAGUUAUCAGGGCCAUCACUGGAAAACAGGUUGAAUUGGUUUCUGAGACCUCUGAGGCCAACGUCAUGGUUAAGUGGUACAAAAAUGGCAAAGAAAUCACAGCCAGCAAGAAAUUCACAGUGGAAGAUAAAGGAAAACUGCAUAAGCUUGUGGCAUCAGCUGUGACAAAAGAAGAUGAAGGAACAUAUACAUGCAAAAUUGGAGAUGACACUCUUACUUUUGAUUUAAAAGUCUCGGAUGAAGCUGUUAAUUUUGUCAACAAGCCCAAAACAACCCCAGAAAUAUCAGUAAAUUCUUCUGAAACCCUUGAGCUGAUGUGUGAGGUGUCCGCUGUGAGUGGAGCUGUGGUAUGGAAGAAGGAUCAAAGGGAGGUGAAGCAAGACCAGAGGACAACAAUCAUCUCCCAGGGGACACAUCGCAAGCUCAUUAUCAAGAAGGUGACACAGCAAGACCAAGGGAGCUAUACUUGUGAAACGAAAGAUGACAGAACAACAUUCCAAGUCAAAGUCAGAGCUAUGUGUGGCUAUUGUGGUUUUCUUACAGAGACAGAAGAUGUGUUUACAAACAAGGACAAGGUACAAAAAGAGGUGAAAGCUGCACUAUCAGAAAACGCCACGCUGAGCUGUGAGGUGGCCCAGGAGAAGACUGAUGUGAAAUGGUACAAGGAGGGCAAACUGAUCACAUCUAGCAAGAAGUUCAAGGUGGAGUCUGAGGGCAAAUCUCGUCGCCUGGUGGUGGGUCAGCUGGAGAAGAAAGAUGCUGGGGAGUACACGUGCGAGGCUGCUGGCCAGAAACUGACUUUCAAGAUCACUGUCACAGAAGCAGAAGAUGCAUUUAUCAACAAAGACAAACUGAAGAAAGAGGUGAAAGCUGCGCUAUCAGAAAAUGCCACGCUGAGCUGUGAGGUAGCCCAGGAGAAGACUGAUGUGAAAUGGUACAAGGAGGGCAAACUGAUCACAUCCAGCAAGAAGUUCAAGGUGGAGUCUGAGGGCAAAUCUCGUCGCCUGGUGGUGGGCCAGCUGGAGAAGAAAGAUGCUGGGGAGUACACGUGUGAGGCUGCUGGCCAGAAACUGACUUUCAAGAUCACUGUCACAGUUUCAGAAGCAGAAGAUGCAUUUGUCAACAAGGAGAAGGUCCAGAAAGAGGUGAAAGCUGCGCUAUCAGAAAAUGCCACACUGAGCUGUGAGGUGUCCCAGGAGAAGACUGAUGUGAAAUGGUACAAGGAGGGGAAGCUGAUCACAUCCAGCAAGAAGUUCAAGGUGGAGUCUGAGGGCAAAUCGCGUCGCCUGGUGGUGGGUCAGCUGGAGAAGAAAGAUGCUGGGGAGUACACGUGCGAGGCUGCUGGCCAGAAACUGACCUUCAAGAUCGAUGUCACAGAAGCAGAAGAUGCGUUUAUCAACAAAGACAAACUGAAGAAAGAGGUGAAAGCUGCACUAUCAGAAAACGCCACGCUGAGCUGUGAGGUGUCCCAGGAGAAGACUGAUGUGAAAUGGUACAAGGAGGGGAAGCUGAUCACAUCCAGCAAGAAGUUCAAGGUGGAGUCUGAGGGCAAAUCUCGUCGCCUGGUGGUGGGUCAGCUGGAGAAGAAAGAUGCUGGGGAGUACACGUGUGAGGCUGCUGGCCAGAAACUGACCUUCAAGAUCCAUGUCACAGGUGGGAGAAAAUUGGCUGGCCUGGCCUUCCUUCUUCUAGAAUAUUUAGAAAAAGAACAGGGCAAGGGCACAGUGGAGAGCAGUGCAGUGUCAGUCCAUGUCUGCACUCACCAAAACAAUACACAAAAAAAGAGCUUUGAAAACAACCACCACAACUCCCCCUCUCUUCUCCCCCCAAAAAAGCACUCACCAAAGUAGUUUUAAUGUUCUUCCAAUAGCUUUUUAUGUAGUAUUACCUGUAAGUCAAGGUAAGACGAUUGGGCAACACCAUAUUUUCAAGAAACUCUGUUUUUCUCUCUAUCUCCAGAGCCAGAAGUUGCAUUUACAAACAAGGAGAAGGUACAAAAAGAGGUGAAAGCUGCGCUAUCAGAAAACGCCACGCUGAGCUGUGAGGUGGCCCAGGAGAAGACUGAUGUGAAAUGGUACAAGGAGGGGAAGCUGAUCACAUCCAGCAAGAAGUUCAAGGUGGAGUCUGAGGGCAAAUCGCGUCGCCUGGUGGUGGGUCAGCUGGAGAAGAAAGAUGCUGGGGAGUACACGUGCGAGGCUGCUGGCCAGAAACUGACUUUCAAGAUCGAUGUCACAGAAGCAGAAGAUGCGUUUAUCAACAAAGACAAACUGAAGAAAGAGGUGAAAGCUGCGCUAUCAGAAAAUGCCACGCUGAGCUGUGAGGUAGCCCAGGAGAAGACUGAUGUGAAAUGGUACAAGGAGGGCAAACUGAUCACAUCCAGCAAGAAGUUCAAGGUGGAGUCUGAGGGCAAAUCUCGUCGCCUGGUGGUGGGUCAGCUGGAGAAGAAAGAUGCUGGGGAGUACACGUGUGAGGCUGCUGGCCAGAAACUGACCUUCAAGAUUGAUGUCACAGAGCCAGAAGUUGUAUUUACAAACAAGGAGAAGGUGCAGAAAGAGGUGAAAGCUGCGCUAUCAGAAAACGCUACGCUGAGCUGUGAGGUGGCCCAGGAGAAGACUGAUGUGAAAUGGUACAAGGAGGGCAAACUGAUCACAUCCAGCAAGAAGUUCAAGGUGGAGUCUGAGGGCAAAUCUCGUCGCCUGGUGGUGGGUCAGCUGGAGAAGAAAGAUGCUGGGGAGUACACAUGCGAGGCUGCUGGCCAGAAACUGACCUUCAAGAUCGAUGUCACAGAGCCCAAACCUGCAUUUAUAAACCAGGAACAAGUCCAGAAGGAGGUUAAUGCCAUCCUGACAGAAAGUGCCACCCUCAGCUGUGAGGUAGCACAGGAUGCAACUGAAGUGAAAUGGUUCAAGGAUGGAAAGCUGCUCAUUACCUCCAGGAAAUUCAAAAUAGAAUCUGUUGGCAAAACCCGUCGCCUUGUCAUAGGGCAGCUGGAGAAGAAAGAUGCUGGAGAAUACAUCUGUGAAGCUGCAGGCCAGAAGCUGACUUUCAAGGUGGAACCAACUGAACCAGAAGCUAAAUUUGAAAAUAAAGUUGUCCAGAAAGAGCCUCUCAUUGUUCAAGAACAUGAAAAUAUCACACUGACUACUUCAGUAACUCCUGAAACUGCUGCAGUAAGGUGGUUCAAGGAUGGAACAGAAAUCAAGGCAAACAAGAAAUAUGCAAUCAAGAGUGAGGGCACAUCCAGGACCCUGACAGUGAACCUGGCUGAGAGCACAGACACUGCCAUAUACACAUGUCAGACAAAGAGUGACAAGCAAGAAUUCAAAGUACAGGUGAAAGAAAUCCCAGUGAAGUUUGUCAAAAAGCUUGAAGCUGUUAAUGCAGAGAUUGGAGGCAGCGUCACUUUGACCUGUGAUGUGAGCCAUGCUAAAGGGAGGGUGGUGUGGCGCAGGAACAAAGCAGAGAUCAAGCCCAGCAAGCGUUUCCAGAUUCAUGAGGAGGGGGUCAAGCGAACCCUGACAAUAACAGGGAUCCGGGCUGAGGAUGAGGGAGAAUACUCCUGCGAGUCCAGAGAUGACAAGUGCACCAUUACCAUCACCCCGAAAGCUCCCAGAGUGGUGAAAUUUGUUACCAGUCUCAUCAGCGUGGUCUCUGAGGAAGGAAAAGAGGCUGUGUUCAAGUGCACUGUCUCUCCCAGUGAUGCCGUGGUCACUUGGCUCAGGAAUGGUGUCAAGAUUGAAGCCAGUAAGAAGUAUGUGAUUUCACAUAAGGACGCUAACCACAGCCUCACCAUCACUGAUCUGACACUGGAAGACGCAGCUGAAAUCUCUGCUAAUGCUGAGGGUGUAGAAAGCACAGCCAAUCUCAGGGUCCGAGAGGCCCCGAUCUCAUUCAAGAAGAAACUGGAGCCCAGAACAGUUGAAGAGAAGGACACAGUGACCUUGGAGGUAGAGCUGACCAAGCCUGCAGAGGUGAAGUGGAUGAGGAACAACAUUGUAUUGAAGCCCAGUGAAAAAAUAGAGAUCAAAGCUGAGGGAACAAAACAUAUCCUGGUAGUUAAGGACAUCUCCUUUGCAGACCGGGGCUUCUACUGCUGUGAGAGUCCUGAUGAUAAGACCCAAGCCAAGAUCAAUGUGGAAAUGAGGCAGAUCAAGCUGGUGAAAGGUCUUCAACACCUGGAAGUCCCUGAGAAGGGGACUGUCACCUUCGAAGUGGAGGUGUCACAUGAGGAUGUGGAAGGGACCUGGCAGAAGGAUGGCAUUCGGCUGAACCCUGCAUCGAAUAUCAAUAUUGGUGUUCUGGGGAAGAAACAUUCACUGACUCUUUCUUCAGUGACUCUUGAAGAUGCAGGACUCAUCUCCUUCAAAGCAGAAGGCAUUAUUUCAUCAGGGAGGCUCACUGUUACAGAAUUGCCUGUGAGAAUCAGCAAGCCUUUGGUAGACAUCAGUGUAACUCAGAAGGACAAAGUCAUAUUUGAGUGUGAGCUGUCCAAGCCCAAUGGGGUUGUUAAGUGGUUCAAGGAUGGGAAGGAGCUCCAGCAAAGUAAAAAAGUGGGGAUUAUUUCCCAGGGAACUAAGAGAAGCCUUAUUAUUCACAAGUGUGAAUAUGAAGACCAGGGAACCUAUAUAUGUGAAGUAGCUGAAGAGAAGACAUCAGCUACUCUAAAGGUUCAUGCCCGAGAUAUCAAGAUCGUUAAACCAUUGGAAGAUGUGGAAGUGAAUGAAUUUGAGAGUGCAUCUUUCAUCUGUGAGAUUUCACAUGAUGAGGUUCAAACCCAAUGGUACAAAAAUGACAACAAGCUGAAGGCUGCUGACAAUAUUAAAAUGCGUCAAGAUGGAAAGACCUAUUCACUGACUUACACAUGCGUCCAAGUCAAAGAUGCAGCAGAAAUCAAAUUUGUAGCAGAAAAAGCAGAAUCUCGUGCUCAUCUUACAGUAAAAGAACUUCCUGUAAAAAUUGUGAAGCCUUUGCGAGAUAAGAUUGUUCUUGAAAAACAUCGGGGAUUCCUGGAGUGCCAGGUGUCUCGCGCGAAUGCCAAAGUUCGAUGGUAUAAAAAGGAUGUUGAAAUUCACCCUAGUGACAAAUAUGAAAUCGUGAGCGAUGAUGUCUAUCGGAAACUCAUCAUCAACAAUGCAGAAUAUGAAGAUGAGGACGUAUACACUUGUGAUGCCUUUGAUGACAAAAGCAGUGCUAAUUUCUUUGUUGAAGAGCAAGCCAUUAAUAUUGUAAAGGAGCUGUGUGAUGAAGAUGUGACUGAGCCCGAAGAAGCCAAUUUUGAAUGCGAGAUAUCCAUUCCAUCUGUGAAGCCCCCCAAAUGGUAUCUACAUGGAAAAGUCUUACAGGCAGGCAGAAACAUUAUCAUGUAUCAAGGAGGUACCAUCCACAAGCUGACAAUACUGAAAACAAGUACCGAUAUGACAGGCGUCGUUCAGUUCUCCAUUGGCAAAUCAAAAUCCACAGCAAACCUGCUUGUCAGAGAUUACCACAUCCAGAUCACCAGGAAGAUGGAGGACAAGACAGCUCUGGAGCGCCAUUCAGUCAUCCUGUCUUGUGACUUCAGGCCUUCUCCAAAGGUUGUGAAAUGGUUCAAGGGCCAUGAGCUCAUCGAGCCCUCCGAGAAAUACAAAAUCAAGCGGGAGGAGUAUUCAGCAGAGCUCAAGAUUUUGAAGGUGAAGCCUGAAGAUGCUGGUGUGUACAAGUGCAGGGCUGGAAGCACAGAAACUGAAGCCACACUCACUGUUGAAGCUCGCAAUGUACAAGUACGCAAACACCUGCAGGAUGUGGAAGUUGAAGAAGAGAGCUCCGCUGUCUUCUCCUGCGAGCUUUCCCAUGAUGACGAGGAUGUGGAAUGGUUCCUCAAUGACACCCUCCUCUAUACCAACAAUUUCAAUGACAUCAGGAAUAUUGGCAAUUGCUACACGCUGACAAUGAAGCAGGUCAAGCCUGAGGAUGCUGGCAUAGUGACAAUGAAGUCAGACAAAGUAAAAGAGAGUGUGCGUCUGAAGGUGAUAGAGAAGCCUGCUGUCUUCAUGAAGUCAUUGGACGAUGUUUUUGGUGAGGAGCGAGGUAUUAUUAAACUGGAAUGUGAAGUCUCUAAAGAGAAGGUUGAACCUGUUUGGAAAAAGGAUGGUGUGAAGCUCACAUCUGAUAAUAAGUAUGAGCAGAUACAGUCUGGGAAGACCCUGAGCCUCCUUAUCCAUGACCUUGAAAAGACAGAUGCAGGUUUAUACACCUGUGAUAUUGGCACUGAUGUUGCAAAGUCAAAGGUCAGCGUUCAGGAACUGAACAUUGGCAUCACCAAACGGCUUAAGAACACUGAAAUCCAGGAGGGAGAAGACUGCAGUUUUGAAUGUGUUCUGUCCCAUGAAAGCAUUGAUGACUUCAACUGGACGCUGAAUGGGAAAAAAGUGGAAAGUGGAGGACGAUUUAAAGCCUCUAACAUGGGUCGAAAAUACACACUAAAUAUCAAAAGUGUGACGCUUGAUGAUGCUGGGGAAGUAAUUUUUACUGCCCGUGGUCUAACCUCCAAGGCUUCUCUGGUUGUGAAAGAAAAACCCACUGAGGUUACAAAGCAGCUGGAGGAUAAAACAGAAGCAGCAGGGCAGGACAUCAGCCUGAGUUGUGAAUUGUCAAAACCUGAUAUGAACAUCAGGUGGUACAAGGAUGGCAAAGCAAUCCGAAAAAGUCAGAAAUAUGACUUGCACCAAGAGGGAACACGGGCUAUUCUGAUCAUCCAUGACUCCACAGUCAAGGACAGUGGGGAGUACACUUGUGAGACAGAGACAUCUAAAACGAAAGCCAGGAUCACUGUUCAAGAAAAACCCAAUUAUUUUGUCAAAGAGCUUUCAGAUCUGAAGGUUGAUGAAAGUGGAACUGCAGUCUUUACGUGUCAGAGUGAGAAAGCUGCAUCCUCUGUGGUCUGGCGGAAAGGCAUGGCUGAACUCAGGGCUGGCAGGAAAUAUGAGAUCACACAGAAAGGACAAGUACUGCAGCUGACCAUAAAGAACUUGGAGAAAAGUGACAGUGACACUUACACCUGUGACAUUGGUGAUGCUCAGUCCAGGGCCAAGCUAACGGUGCAAGGACAGAAAGUGCUAAUAACAGAAGACCUGGAAGAUGUCACUGUGUUAGAAGGAGAAUCUGCCAUGUUCAAAUGCAGAAUCUCUCCUGUAGACUAUAGCAAAGUGCAGUGGUUUUUGGAUAAAACCCCACUCCAUACCAAUGAACUUAAUGACAUCCAGUCUCAGCCUGGUGGAUAUCACUUGCUAACAUUGAAAAAACUCUCACUGAAGGACUCGGGGGUCAUUACAUUUGAAGCUGGUGAUAAGAAAACUUCUGCCAGUUUGGUUGUUAAAGAGAAGCCCUGCAUCUUCACAAAGGAGCUGGUUGAUACUGAAGUCACUGAGGGAGAGGAUGUGAUCCUUCACUGUGAAACCUCCAAAUCAGACAGCCCUGUAAAGUGGUGCAAAGAUGGGAAGAGCCUUAGGAAUUCUUCCAAGUAUAACAUCAGUCGGUCGGGAUUUGAAGCCAAGCUUGUCAUUCACAGGGCAGAAGAAAGAGACAGUGGCAGAUAUGAGUGUGAGGCUGGAGCAGCUAGAAGUAGCGCUGUUAUUACUGUCAAGGAAACACCAAUUAUUUUCAAGCAAGAGCUCCAAAAUGAAGAAGCUAAAGAAGGAAAACAAGUCAAGCUGACCUGUGAGCUCAGCAAACCUGAUACCCCUGUGAAAUGGAUGAAAGGAGACACUGUUCUCUAUGCCAGUGAGAAGUAUGAAUUUAAGCAGUAUGGUACUGUGGCGGAGCUCAUUAUUCGGGACGUCAAAUCGAUAGAUUCUGGAGACUAUACCUGCAGCACUGGGGAACAGAAGACCACUGCUCAGGUGAAAGUAAAUGCUGUGCCUGUCCUUUUCAAACAAGCCUUGGAAAACACAGAAAUGGAAGCAGGGAAAUCUGUCUCCUUACGCUGUGAACUCACAAAAGCUGAUGCCACUGUGGUGUGGAAGAAGGGAGAAGCCACACUCCAGGCAAGUGCCAAAUAUGAAAUGAAGCAGAAGGGAACAGUGGCAGAGCUGGUGAUUCAUAAUGCAGAGCCAGAAGAUGCGGGAAGAUACACCUGUGACACGGGAGACCAGCAGACCACAGCCCAAGUCAAAGUCCAUGCUGUCUCUGUGCUUGUUAAAGAAGAGCUGAAGAACGUAGAAGCUGUGGAAGGUGGGACAGCCACCCUGCAAUGCCAGCUGAGCAGAGAGACCCCUGUGGAGUGGAGGAAGGGGCCUACUCUUCUCCGGCCAAGUAACAAGUACAAGAUGAGGCAGGAGGGUACGGUGGCUGAGCUGCUGAUCCACGAUCUGGACCUAAAGGAUGCUGGAGACUAUACAUGUGUAGUGGGGAACCAAAAAACCACAGCAGCUUUGUCAGUAAAUGCCCUGCCAGUCCGUUUCAAGAAAGAGCUGAAGAAUGAGGAAGCCAUGGAGAGCGGGACGGCCACACUGCAGUGCGAGCUGAGCCAGGCAGUGGGCUCAGUUGAGUGGAGGAAAGACGGGAAGGUGCUGAUGCCAGAUAGCAAAUACAAAAUGAGACGGGAAGGACGCUUUGUUGAGCUGGUUAUCCAAGACUUAGACUUGACAGAUGCUGGGAGCUAUACCUGCGUGUGUGGAGACCAGAAGACAACAGCUGCUUUGAGAGUGAAUGCCUUGCCUAUCCUCUUCCAAGAAGAAAUGUUGAACAAGGAAGCUACAGAGGGGGAGACAGUCACUUUGCACUGUAAACUGAGCAAAUCAGCCGUGGUUGAGUGGAGAAAGGGGAAUAUGGUCCUAAAACCAAGUGAAAAAUACAAAAUAGAGCAGGAUGGUCCCUUUGUGGAGCUGAUGAUCCGGGAUUUGGAUUUGGCAGAUGCUGGUGAUUACAGCUGUGUGUGCGGAGAUCAACAGACUACAGCUGCUUUGGCAGUUAAUGUCCUGCCUGCUCUUUUCACCAAAGAACUGACUGAUGAAGAAGCUACAGAAGGUAAAACUGUCACUCUGCACUGUGAGCUGAACAAGGCUGCUGCUAAUGUGGAGUGGAAGAAGGGACUCAAGACCCUCAAAUCAAGUGACAAAUACAAAAUGAAACGUGAAGGUGGCGUUGCUGAGCUUAUAAUUCAAAAUCUAGGUGCAACGGAUGCAGGAAAUUAUUCCUGUGUGUGCGGAGACCAGCAGACGAUGGCAGUUUUAACAGUACAUGCUUUGCCUGCAUUUUUCAAAGAAGGAUUGAAGAACAGAGAAGCCACAGAUGGUGCAACAGCCACUCUGCACUGUGAGCUGAGCAAGGUCGGUGUCCCAGUGGAGUGGAAAAAAGGGGACAAAACACUCAAACCAAGUGAUAAGUAUAGGAUGAGACAAGAAGAUACUGCUGCAGAGCUGUUGAUCCGAGAUCUGGAGGUAGAAGAUACAGGAGAAUAUACCUGUGUGUGCGGAGAUCAGAAGACCUCAGCUGUCUUGACAGUCCAUGCUUUGCCUGCACUGUUCAAAAAAGAGCUUGUCAAUAUAGAAGCCACAGAAAACAAGACAGCUGUUCUACAGUGUGAGCUAACUAAAUCCACCCCAGUGGAGUGGAGAAAGGGGCUAAAGGUCCUCAAGCCUAGUGAGAAGUACAAAAUGAGACUGAAGGAUACCAUUGCUGAGCUGACAAUCCAUAGCCUGGAGGAACAAGAUGCAGGAGAUUACACAUGCGUGUGCGGAGACAAGAUGACUACUGCAUCCCUGACAGUGCAUGCCCUUCCUCCACAUUUUAAAAAGGAGUUGAAGAACAUGGAAGCCACAGAAAAUGGUACAGCCACUUUCUGCUGUGAGCUGAGCAAGCCCGUAGCUGCUGUGGAAUGGAGGAAAGGAGACAGAGCCCUGGAGACAAAUGACAAGUUCACCAUGAAAUGCGAGGGCACAGUUGCUGAGCUGAUGAUCUGUGAUUUAGAUCUGACAGAUGCUGGAGAUUACACAUGCUGUUAUGGAGAUCAGAAAACCACUGCUGUGCUAAAAGUGAAUGCCUUGCCUGCACACUUCAAGACAGAGAUGAAAGAUGAAGAAGCCACUGAAGGUGGAACAGCCACUCUACAAUGUGAGCUAUCUAGGACUGCCUCUGUGGAGUGGAAAAAGAAACACAAAGUACUCAAAUCAAGUGAAAAAUAUACUAUGAGACAGGAAGGUACUACAGCACAGCUGCUGAUCCAUACUUUAGAAGUCAAGGAUGCUGGGGAGUAUACCUGUGUGUGUGGAGAUGAGAAGACUACUGCAGCACUGACAGUGCAUGCCCUUCCUGCUCUCUUCAAAGAAGAGUUAAGAAAUGAGGAAGCCAUGGAGGGUAAAAUAGUCACUCUGCGCUGUGAGCUGACCAAGACUGCUUCAGUGGAGUGGAAAAAAGGGGACACAGUACUCAAACCUAGCGAGAAAUACAAAAUGAGGCAGAAGGAUGUCACUGCAGAACUGGUGAUCCAUAAUCUAAAUGAGAGUGAUGCUGGUGAUUAUACCUGCAUGUGUGGAGAUGUGCAGUCCACAGCUUCCUUAGCAGUACACGUGCUGCCUGCACGCAUCAAGGAGAGCCUGAAGGAUGAGGAGGUUACAGAAGGUCAAGCAGCCACUCUGCGCUGCGAGCUGACCAAGGUUGCUCAAGUGGAGUGGAGAAAGGGAAGUAGUUUGCUCAAAGCCAGCGACAAAUACAAAAUGAGGCAGGAGGGCACAGUCAUGAAGCUGCUUAUUCAUGAUGUAGAAAUGAAAGAUGCUGGAGAAUACACUUGUGUGUGUGGAGAACAGGAGACUACAGCUGCCUUGAUAGUGCAUGCCCUGCCUGCACGUUUCAAAGAGGAACUGAAGGACCUGCAAGCCAUGGAAAGGCAAACAGUCACUCUGAGCUGUGAGCUGACCAAGGCUGCAGAUGUCCAAUGGAAGAAAGGAAACACCAUAAUCAGGGCAAGUGAAAAAUAUGUCAUGCGGCAGGAUAAUGUCCUUGCUGAGUUGCAAAUUUGUGAUCUGGAGCUGCAGGAUGCUGGAGAUUACACCUGUGUGUGUGGAGACCAACAUACCAUGGCUUCUCUGACAGUGAAUGCCCUGCCAGUGUUUUUUAAGGAAGAGUUGAAGAAUGAAGAAGUCCAAGAAGGAACAUCAGUCUCCCUGCAUUGUGAAUUAACCAAAGCAGCUCCAGUGCAGUGGAAAAUAGGGUCCAAAGUGCUCAAAGCAAGUGACAAAUUUCAAAUGAGACAAUCUGGCACCACUGCAGAGUUGGUCAUUCACGAUCUAGAAGUAGAAGAUGCUGGAGAUUACACCUGUGUGUGUGGUGACCAGAAGACAACAGCAACUUUGACAGUUCAUGCUCUGCCACCACUCUUUAAGGAAGAGCUAAAGGACAAGGAAGCAGAAGAAGGUGGAAAAGUUGCCCUGCGUUGUGAGCUCACCAAGGCGGCUCCGGUGGAGUGGCGAAAGGACCAGAGGAUUCUCAAAGCAAGUGAGAAAUGCAAAAUGAGGCAGGAAGGGACAAAGGCAGAGCUGGUGAUUCAUGAACUAGCUGAGGAGGAUGCAGGAGACUACACCUGUGUGUGUGGAGAGCAGCAGACUACAGCUGUCUUAACAGUACAGGCUGUGCCACCAUUUUUCCAAGAAGAAAUGACCAGCAAGGAAGCAGUAGAAGGUGGAACAGCCACUCUGCAGUGUGAGGUCAGCAAGACAUCUGCCUGUGUUCAUUGGAAGAAGGGCCACCGCCUCCUCACUUCGGACACCAAGUACAGCAUGAGACAGGAAGGCUGUGUUGUGCAGCUGGUAGUUCACAAUUUAGACUUGAACGAUGCUGGAGAUUAUACCUGUGUGUGUGGAGACAAGACCACCACAGCUGCCUUAACAGUGCAUGCACUGCCUCCAGAAUUCAAGAAAGACCUGAAAGACUUAGAAGCUGUAGAAAGUGGGACAGCUACUCUGCUAUGUGAGUUGACUAAGCCUGCUGUGGUGGAGUGGAAGAAAGGGCAGGAGGUGCUCAAAGCAAGCAGCAAAUAUGAAAUGAGUCAAGAUGGUGCUGUUGCAAAGCUGAUUAUCCAUGAGCUGGAUGUGGAGGACACUGGAGAUUACACUUGUGUUUGUGGAGAUCAGCAGACAACUGCCACUCUGACGGUCAAUGCCCUACCAGCACUUUUUAAACAAGAGCUUCAGAAUACUGAGGCAGAAGAAGGUGGUACAGCAUCACUGAGGUGUGAGCUUACCAAACCCAACACUUCAGUAGAGUGGAGGAAAGGAGAUACUACUCUCUACCCUGGUCUGAAAUAUGAGAUGAAGCAGCACGGCUCUGCUGCUGAAUUGGUCAUUCAUGACUUAGAAUUGGAUGAUUCAGGAAAGUACACCUGCAGCACUGGACAUCAGCAGACAACAGCUGUGGUAACCAUACAUGAACUGCCUGUCACAUUUAAGCAACCCCUACAAAAUAAAGAAUCAGAGGAAGGAAGCACAGCUACAUUCUGCUGUGAGCUCUCGAAGCCCAGUGCUGGAGUGGAAUGGAGGAGAGGAGGAGUGGGGUUGCAGCCCAGCCAGAAAUAUGAAAUGAGGCAGAGGGAAUGCCUGGUAGAGCUCUUAAUACAUAAUCUGAAAUUAGAAGAUACAGGAGAAUACAGCUGUGAUACUGGGGAUCAGGAAACUAAGGCAUCUUUAAAUGUGAAAGCUCUGCCGAUUCUUUUCAAAAAGGAGCUGAAAAACAAGGAGGCCGAAGAAGGAGCUGAGGUGAAAUUCCAGUGUGAGCUGACAAAGGACAAUGCAACAGUGGAGUGGAGGAAAGGCACCAUGGAGAUCUUCCCGUGUGCCAAAUAUGACAUUAAAUUAAGUGGUCGCACAGCUGAACUUGUGAUUCAUAAUGUAGAACCAGAAGAUGCCUCUGAUUACACAUGUGAUACUGGAGACCAGCAGAGCUCAGCGAUCCUCAGAGUGAAUGCUAUCAAACCCCAUCUGAAGCAGCAGCUGAAGAAUGAAGAAGUGGAAGUGGGAGGAAUGGCCAGGCUGCGCUGCGAGAUUUCCAUUAGCAAAGCAGAAGUGGAGUGGAGGAAAGACGGAGUCCUCCUUCACUCAAGCUCUAAGUAUGAAAUGUGGCAAGACGGCACCCUCCGUGAGCUGCGUGUUCACCACCUGGAGCCUGGUGAUGCUGGAGAGUAUUCUUGCAAGGCUGGAGAUGAGACGAGCUCUGCAAAACUGACUGUGAAAGAGCCUGAUGUAACCAUUGUGAGUGGCCUAAAGGACAUGGUGGUGUUCGAGGGGGAUGAUGUAACGUUUCGGUGCCAAGUUUCUCAUGAGAAUGCAAGGGAUGUUGAAUGGAAGCUACAGGAUGUUGCUCUGCAAAAUAAUGAAAUGAAUGAGAUCUCAGUGGAAAAAGGAAAGAUUCACACUCUAACGUUAAGGAAGGUGACUGAGCAUGACAUUGGCACUGUCACUUUCCGAGUGGGACCCCACAUGUCAACAGCAGAGCUCAUGGUAAAAGUGCCACCUCCAGUCUUUAAGGAGAAAUUACAGAGCAUAGAACUAAAGGAAGAAGAAACAGCCAUCCUCCGCUGUGAGAUCUCCCAGGCUAAUGCUGUGGUGGUGUGGAAGAAGGGCACUCAGGUGAUUUCACCAAGCUCCAAGUAUGAAAUCAGACAGGAAGGAACAAUCCAUAUUUUAAAGAUUUAUCACUUAAACCCAGAAGACUCUGGCAAAUACACCUGUGAUAAUGGAAAUGAACAAACAACAGCCACUUUAACUGUCAAAGCUUUGCCAGUAACCUUCACGCAACCACUCCAGAACCAGCAAGGUGAAGCAGGUGGCACCAUCACUUUGAGCUGUGAAAUCUCAAAAUCAAAUGGCACUGUGCAGUGGAAGAGGGCCGGGACAGUGCUGCGACCAAGCAACAAAUACAAGAUGCAUCAAGCUGGAUCUAUGGCUGAGCUGACAAUUCACAACCUGAGUGAAGCUGAUUCUGGGGAAUACAUGUGUGACACAGGGGACCAGCAAACUACUGCAUCUGUGCUUGUGAAAGAACCAGCAGCCACCAUAGUCGAGAUGCUGAAGGAUGUCACUUCGUGUGAAGGAGAAGACGCAGUGUUUGAAUGCAGGCUGUCCAGAGAAACAACUCAAGAGGCCCAGUGGUUCCUGGGGGAUGUUCCCCUGCAAUCCAAUGAAAUGAAUGAGAUCAGAGUCCAAGGGACACAUCACACUUUGAUCCUGAGGAAGGUGACACUAGAAGACUGUGGUCCCAUCAGUUUCAAAGUGGGGCAGCAUACCACAACAGCACAGCUAACAGUCCAAGUUGCUGCAGUCACAUUUGUGAAGCCACUCCACAGCUUGGAGCUACAGGAGGGUGGCACAGCUCAGUUGUCCUGUGAAGUGUCUAAGCCUGAUGUCCCAGUGGAGUGGAAGAAAGGCACAUCAGUGAUCCGCUCCAGCCAGAAGUGCAGCAUCAAGCAGGAGGGGAAUGUGCACACGCUGGUCAUUCAUGAUUUGAACCAUGCGGACUCAGGGGAGUAUAGCUGCCACACAGCUGAUGGGAAGACCACUGCCAGGCUAGAGGUUAAAGCCCUGCCUGUGCUUUUCAAACGCUGGCUGAAAAACGAGGAGGUGGAGGAAGGUGGCACAGCCAUGCUACACUGUGAGCUGACAAAACCCAAUGCACCUGUGGAAUGGAGGAAAGGAGAUAGGGUGCUGCAGUCAAGUGACAAAUAUGAGAUCCGACAAGAGGGGACACGCGUUGAGCUCCUCAUCUAUGAUGCUGAGGCUCAGGAUGCUGGCGAUUACACAUGCGAUUCAGGGGAUCAGCAGACCACUGCAUCAUUGCAAGUCAAAGUACUACCUGUGUUGUUUAACGAAGAGCUGAAAAACGUAGAGUCUGAAGAAGGGGGAACAGCUGUCUUACGCUGUGAGAUCUCCAAACCUGAAGCCCCUGUUGAGUGGAGAAAAGGAGGGGUGGUCAUUCAGCCCAGUGACAAGUACGAGAUGAAGCUGAAAGGCAGAAUUGCUGAGCUGAUCAUCCAUGGUGUAGAGCCUGAUGACUGUGGGGAUUAUACCUGUAGCACUGGAUAUGAGAUCACUACAGCUUCUGUGUAUGUGCAAGAAGAAGCAGCAGUCAUAGUUUCUGGUUUAAAGAACACAGAUGUCUUUGUGGGUGAGUCAGCCACGUUCACCUGCGAGCUCUCACACCCGGGCGUGAAGAACGUGCAGUGGUGGCUUGAUGGAUCUCCCCUUCACAACAACUUUGUGACUGAAAUCUCUGAGCAGGAUGGGAUAAUCCACACUUUAACCCUAAAUGACGUGGCGUGCCAUGACUCUGGCACUGUCACCUUCAGAGCUGGGUCCCUUAUAUCUACAGCUAAAUUAUUAGUCAAAGAUCCAACCAUUGAAGUGGUCAGUCCCAUGCAGGAUAUAACUGUUGAUGAAGAUGGCACAGCAGAGUUCAUAUGCCAAUAUUCUAGGCCAGUGCACGCCAUAUGGAAGAAAAAUGAUCAGGAAAUACAUGCAGAUGGGCAGCGAGUGAUUAUCGAUCAGGAUUGGAAUGUAAGCAUGCUAAAAAUUAAACCUACGGUACCAGAAGACACUGGCAUCUAUUCAUGUGAAGCUGAAGGCAUUAAAGUGAUGGCUACACUUGAUGUUCAAGCUAAGAACAGCAUUGUCCAGGGCUUGGAGAAUGUGGAAACUGUGGAAGGAGGGGAAGCCCUGUUUGAAUGCUAUCUUUCCAAGCCCGAGUGCUACAAUUACAACUGGUUGAUUGAUGAUGAACCUGCCAAAACUACAGAAAACACUGAAAUGGUUUACUUUGAAAAUGGGCUCAGGCAUCUUCUGCUGCUGAAGAACCUAACUCCCCGGGACAGUUGCAGGGUGACUUUUAUGUGCAGCGACGCAGUGACCUCAGCCUUCCUGACAGUGAAAGAAUGGCGCCUACAGAUUUUGCAGCCUCUCACAGAUGUAGAAGUCCCUCUGGGGGAGAAAGCUACAUUUAGUUGUGUUCUAAGUGAAGCUGUGCCAAUUACGGAAGUUGCCUGGUAUAGUAAUGAUAUAGAGAUCCAGUCAGAUGAGGACUGGGAGGUACAAGCAGAUGGAAACAAAUACAAACUUAUUCUGAAAAAUGCCCAACCGCAUCAUUCUGGAGAGGUGACUUUUGCUUCGAGGGAAGCAAUUGCAUCAGCCAAGUUAUCUGUGAUAGCCCACCCAGAUCCACCUGAAGAACCAGAAGUUUUAAGUAAGAACAGCCACUCUGUAACUCUGUCUUGGUACAAGCCAUUGAGCGAUGGUGGUUGUGACAUCCUAGGCUACAAUGUGGAGAAGAAAAUCCCAGGUAUUGGCUGGCAGUCAUGCAGCAAGGGCAUUAUUCAGAACACGGAGUUUAUGGUGGACAAUCUCACCCCAGGUGAACCCUACAGAUUCCGCGUUUCAGCUAUAAACAAAGUUGGGGCCAGUGAGCCGGUGCACUUCCCUCAGAUGGUGCAGCUAGAACCUCCAGUUACAGUCACCCAUCCUUUAGUGGGAGGAUCAGUCUCAGAAGGAGAGGUGGCUCGCUUGGAGUGCAAAUUAUCAAGUGAAACUGAAAAGAAAGUUACAUGGUUCAAAGGAAAAGAACAAAUACGAGCUGGAGGGAGAUACGAGAUCCUCUCUGAUGGGAAAAAGCAGAUACUCAUUAUUCAUGCAUUUAAACCUGAAGAUCAGGACACAUAUACCUGCAUGGUUUCUCCAGAAGUCAAAUCUGUUGCCAGCUUGUGUCUUGAACUUCCCACAGUGUCAAAGCUUAAAGAGAGUGUCAAGGAAGCACCCCCUGCAAGUCAACCAGAAGAGCUGGUGGAUGGCCAUGUCCAGCCCAGCUUGCCCCCUGAGGCUGCUCAAGAGGGAGAUCUUCACCUUCUGUGGGAAGCCCUGGCCAAGAAGCGACGGAUGAGCCGGGAGCCCACUUUGGAUUCCAUCAGCGAGGUGCCUGAAGAGGAUGACAAGCUUCAGAAGUUGAGGAAGGAGGAGGCAGAGAUGUCUCACUAUUACUCAGAGGAGUACUCCACAUGUGAUGAGCUUGCUAGGACAGGAGAAGCAGAUUUCUCUUUCACAAGCUCAGAUGAUGAAUCUAGAGCUGGGACUCCUUCACUAGUAAACUACCUCAAGAAGGCAGGGAAGAGAAAUAUUAGUGUUACUAGCAAGGUUCAGUCCAUCUCCACAGGCAAAUUAUGGAAGCAGUGGGAGGAAUCCAGCGUGGAGGCUGUUCUGGCUGCCCCAGCUGCUAAGCCAUCUGAAUCAGAAAUGCCGGAUUUAGACGACCCUUCCAUGAACAAGGCUGCUGUGAAGAUCCAAGCUGCUUUCAAAGGCUACAAAGUCAGAAAAGAGAUCAAACAACAAGAGUGCCCAGUGUUUACUGAGACCUUCAAAGAUUUCUCUGGUGAGCCUGGAAGCACUCUUCAUCUUGAGUGUGUGGCCCACAGCAAAACUGACAUGAAAGUCAGUUGGCUGAAAGAUGGGGAAGAGCUUUCAGAUGGUCGCUACUAUCACAUAGACAAUUACUCUGAUGGAACCUGCUCUUUGAUUAUCACUGGCCUGGACAGGAAAGAUGCAGGUAAAUACACCUGUGAAGCAUCCAAUAAAUUUGGCAAGGUUUCACACAGUGCUAAGGUGGUUAUUGGCACUCAGGAACCUCAUGUUCUUCAUAAGGAGGAGCAGGCUAAACACAGCACUGACAGUGAGACAGAGAGCUCGUCUGGCAGUGAGCUGGAUGAUGCUUUCCGUAAAGCAGCACGGAGACUUAAUAGACUCUUCAGGGCCAAGAUCUCAACUGAGAUAUCUGAUGUGGAGGAAGAGCUCUUUGUCAGUGCAGAUGAAGGGGACAUAGAUGUGGUUGACCAUCAGACAUAUCGUGAGGAUGACCAGUACAUCUACAUUAAGUUUGAAAUCUUGUCUGAGGCAAAAACUGCUGCCACUCGAUUCAGAGAGAUGUUUGGUGCUCUGGGGAUUCCUGUGGAGAUUGACAUUUUGGAGCAAAGCCCUAAAAAAGUUGAAUUACGCAUCGGGAAAGCAACACCACCCACCCAUGGGAAGUUUGCACCACCAUUAGCGAGACCUCCACCACCUUUGCUGACUUCUGAUACAGCUCCCAUGUUUCUGACUGAGCUCCAAAACCAAGAAGUACAAGAUGGAUAUCCAGUCAGCUUUGACUGCAUUGUCGUUGGCAAACCACUUCCCACAGUUCGCUGGUUCAAGGAUGGGAAAGCUAUUGAGGAAAAUGAUCAUUACAUGAUCAAUGAGGACCAGGAAGGGUGCCAUCAGCUGAUCAUCACAGCUGUAGUCCCCACAGACAUGGGUGUUUACCGUUGCCUUGCUGAAAACAACAUGGGAGUUGCUUCAACCAAGGCUGAGCUUCGAGUGGACUUGACCAGCACUGACUAUGAGACAGCAGCAGAUGCAACUGAGACGUCUUCUUACUACAGUGCCAAAGAAUAUAUUUCAAGCCGAGAACAGGAGGAGUCUACCACUGAGGAGGAGCAAUUGCCCCAGAUCUUUGAUGAGCUUCAUGAUAUUCAUGUGGCACCUGGAGCAUCACUGGCUAAAUUUCACUUGAAGGUGAAAGGGUACCCGCAGCCGCGUCUGUAUUGGUUCAAAAAUGGACAGCCGUUAAAGGCCUCAGAUCGCAUCCUGAAGACUGAUAAACAGGAAUUCCAUUCACUGGAAAUUCGCAAUGUCACUAAGGCAGAUGCUGGUCAGUACUCAACAUUUGUCAUCAACUCUGCUGGUUCUGCAUAUUCAUCAGCAAGGCUGGUAGUCAAAGGUCCUGAUGAGGAAGAAGAGCCAUCGGAAACAGAUUCCCACGAGCAGCUGAUACCACCACGGUUCCUUGAAAGAUUUACUAAUAAAAAGGUGAAAAGAGGUGCAAGCAUCACAUUAUCUGUAAAAGUUGAAGGACAUCCACCACCAACUAUUACUUGGCUAAAAGAAGAGUCUCGGGAAGACAUCCUGUGGAUCAAACCAGAAACUCCUGGAUAUAAACUUGCCAGUUCAAAUCUGCAUCACAGUCUGAUCCUGUUGGAUGUCAAAAGGAAGUACAGUGGAGCUUAUACAUGCAUUGCUACCAACAAGGUUGGCCAGUCCAUCUGCACAGCCACCGUGGAAGUUUCGGAUGUGAAAGAGGCCGAAGUUCUGACCCAGGAGCGUGUGAUGGUGUCGGAAGCCAUCAUGACCACACUGGGAGAUAUUCAAUCCUCUGAAACAAGAGAAGGAGACUUCGAAGGUGGUAGAGAAGGUGUACCCAAAAGCCCUAUUUCAUUAGCUGAUGUUGGCUCAGAAGAGUUCUUUCAGAAACUCACUUCACAUAUCUCAGAAAUGGUAUCUGCAAAACUAAAUCAAGCUAAGCUUCGAGUGCCUGGUGCAGAAAGUGAUGAUGAGUCAAAAACACCCUCUGCAUCACCUCGCCAUGGCCGAUCCAGACCUUCCUCUAUUGUUCAGGAGUCCUCCUCUGAAUCUGAAGAUGGGGAUUCCAGAGGAGAGAUCUUUGAUGUCUACAUGGUCACAGCUGACUAUUCGCCUGCCACACCUGACAAGGAGGCCAUCACUUUGAAGGAAGGUCAAUAUGUAGAAGUCCUCGAUUCAGCUCAUCCUCUGAAAUGGCUGGUCAGGACCAAACCCACAAAAUCUAGCCCCUCUCGACAGGGUUGGGUAUCUCCAGCUUACCUGGACAAGAAGUUAAAGUUGUCACCAGAGUGGGGAGCAACAGAAGCUCCUGAGUUCCCUGGAGAAUUUGUUUCUGAAGAUGAAUAUAAAAGGAAGCUAAGUGUUCUUAUUCAAGAGCUGUUGAUCUCAGAAGAAGAUUACAUUCAAGAUCUACAGUUCCUCCUGACUCAUCACCUUAAGUACACGGAGACCUGUUCCAAUGUCCCAGGAGCCGUUGCUAGUCAGAAAUCCACCAUCUUCAGAAAUAUUGAUGACAUUGCUCGCUUCCAUUCCAGUGUCUUUCUCCGAGGCUUGCAGAAAUGCGACACUGAUGAUGAUGUGGCCAUGUGCUUUAUCAAGAGUGAAGCAGAAUUUAAUAAGUACAUUCAGUACCUGGUGGGGAGGGUACAGGCUGAGUCAAUUGUUGUCAGCAAAGCUGUCCAGGAUUUCUACAAGAGAUACACAGAUGAAAUUUUAACCAAUGAAGAUCCUUCACAGCCACUUAUCCCACCACUGCAGCACUACCUGGAAAAACCCAUAACCAGAAUUCAGCAGUAUCAGACUAUAAUCAAGGAAUUAAUCCGAAACAAAGCAAGAAACAGCCAAAACUGCACUUUGUUGGAGCAGGCUUAUGCCAUUGUGUCUGCACUCACCCGAAGAGCAGAAAACAACCUCCAUGUCUCACUCAUUGAGAAUUAUCCAGGCACCCUGGAAAGCCUUGGUGAACCCAUCCGACAGGGCCACUUCAUUGUAUGGGAAGGAGCUCCAGGAGCUAGAAUGGCCUGGAAAGGCCACAAAAGACAUGUCUUCCUCUUCAAAAACUACAUUGUGAUCUGCAAACCAAAACGGGACACAAGGACAGACACCUACAGUUACAUCUUCAAGAACAUCAUGAAGCUGAACAACAUAGAUGUGAAUGACCUUGUGGAAGGUGAUGAUCGGGCAUUUGAGAUCUGGCAUGAACGGGAAGAUUUGGUCCGCAAGUACCUUCUUCAGGCACGUACAGUGAAUAUCAAGAACUCCUGGGUAAAGGAGAUCUGUGGCAUACAGCAGCGGAUCAGUGAGCCUCUCUGGAUACCUCCAGACUUUGAGGAAGAACUAGCAGACUGCACAGCUGAGCUGGGGGAGACAGUCAAGCUGGCCUGCAAAGUUACAGGAGCUCCCAAGCCAUCUGUCAGCUGGUACAAAGAUGGAAAGCCUGUGGAGGUGGAUCCCCAUCACAUUAUUAUAGAAGAUCCUGACGGCUCCUGCACCUUGAUCUUGGACAACCUAACAGGCGUUGACUCAGGACAGUACAUGUGCUUUGCUUCCAGUCCUGCUGGAAAUGCCAGUACUUUAGGGAAGAUCCUUGUUCAAGUGCCACCACGGUUUGUGAACAAGGUUAGAAAUGCUUAUUUGAUUGAGGGUGAAGAUGUUCAGUUUACCUGUACUAUCGAAGGAGCACCUAGGCCUCAAAUCAGGUGGUACAAAGAUGGUGUGUUGUUGAAGGACACAAAUAAAUACCAGUCUUUCAGUGAACCACGGAGUGGAAUGGUAGUCCUGGUGGUCAAGAACCCUUCCAAUGAAGACAUGGGACACUAUGAAUGUGAGCUGGUGAACAGAUUAGGGUCUGCAAAAAGUGGGGCAGAACUUUACCAUCACAGUGCUGCAGCCCUGACACAGGAGAGGAGAGGAGACCAAGCCAUUACUAUAGAAGGAAUGACUUUCCCACAGUCAGAGAUGGAGACUUCUGUCCAGGCCUCACUUCAGCGGGCUAAUAAGGAGAUCAAGAAAGCUCUAAAGAAACUUGUGGACACAGCAUCAAUGCUGGUGACUCUUCCCCCGGGCAUGCAAGAAGAAACUGGUGACCUUGGCCUUCCUCAGUACAUUCCUUCAGACCACUCAGAAACAGCAGCUCGGCCCUCUGGGGUAGUUCAUGAAGCCAGCACCCAAACUCAGACUGCUGGAGGGCAUGACAAAGCACAAAGGCAGAUUCCAGCUGAAGAACCAAGUGUGCCAAAGCCCACUCCCAGUCCUUACAGUGAAAAGACAGCUGAUGGUGAGGAAAGCACUCAGGAGCGUACUGUUCCUAUUACCAGAACAUCACCAGGGACAGGAGACUGGUACAGAAGAGAAGGAGAUGUGGUCUGGGAUGUACACAGUGAAGUUUAUAUUGAGACCACAGAAAGAACUUGUGUGUAUAAGACUGAGGAUAAGACCCCAACAAGUCCUCCCUAUAUGCAAGUGACAAUAGAGGAUGUGCAGGUUAAUUCUGGUGAGCGUGCCAAAUUUCAGGCAGUCAUUGAAGGAACCCCUCAGCCCACCGUUUUGUGGUUUAAGGGCACUUCGCUGCUGACAGACAGCAACAGGCUCCAUCAAGGGAAUGAAGGAACAAUGUAUUUCUUAGUUAUUGAUGAUGCCGUCUUGCAAGAUGGUGGUAUUUAUACCUGCGUUGCCAAAAAUGCUGGAGGGGAGGUUUUGUGCAAAGCAGAGCUUAUCGUACGUGAAGCUAAGAAAGACCAAGCAGCAAAGAAGGUGGCCACAAGGAGAAAGCUCCAUUCCCUGUAUGAGGUUAAGCAGGAGAUUGGAAGGGGCUGCUUCAGCUUUGUGAAACGAGUUGUACACAAGGGGAACAGAGUGUCUUGUGCUGCCAAAUUCAUACCUCUGCGAAGCAAAACGAAGGCUCGAGCACAUCAGGAGAGGGAUAUUCUUGCCUCUCUGUCCCAUGACAGAAUUACUAGGCUCCUGGAUCAGUUUGAAACACGGAAAACACUGAUUUUGAUUCUGGAGUUAUGCUCCAGCGAAGAGCUCCUUGACCGUUUGUUUAAGAAGAGUGUUGUCACUGAAGCAGAGGUCAAAUUGUAUAUCAAGCAAAUUUUGGAAGGAAUCAAAUAUCUUCAUGACAACAACAUCCUUCAUUUGGACAUUAAGCCACUGAAUAUCCUCAUGGUUUAUCCUGAAAGGGAAGACCUUAAGCUCUGUGACUUCGGAUUUGCUCAGAAGAUCAUGCCCUUUGAGCCCCAGUUCAGCAAAUAUGGAUCCCCAGAGUUUGUUGCCCCAGAAAUUGUUACUCAAUCUCCAGUGUCAAAAGCAACUGAUAUCUGGGCUGUUGGAGUCAUCACAUAUUUGAGCCUAACAUGCAAGUCUCCAUUUGCUGGAGAGAACGACAGAGCAACCCUUCUAAAUAUCCAAAAUGGGGAAAUUUCAUGGACCAUUCCUGAUUUUGUUCACUUGACUGAAGAUGCAAAGGACUUUAUGAAAAGGAUCCUACAGCAGCACCCCAAAGCCCGGCCUAGUGCCUUGGACUGCCUUUCACACAAGUGGUUCAUGCAUAAUCCCCCCCUUGAAGCAGCUCAUUUCAUUAAUACGAAGCAGCUCAAAUUCAUUGUGGCUCGGAGCAAGUGGCAGCGGUCUCUGAUGUGCUAUAAAUCCAUACUGGUAAUGCGAUCUAUCCCAGAAAUCCUAGAAAGGACUCAUGAUAACACCUCCCUGGCCAUCUCCCGACAUCUUAUUGAAGAAAGCACUUCAUCCAGUACCAGUGGCUCCUCUUCAGACAAUGAAAAUUCCAGUUUCCCCAAGAAGAGGCACUUUGGCUCUACACCUGAACUCCAUUUGUCCAUAUUUGACACACCAAGCCACCAGGAGCGUCCAAAACAUGCAAGUGAAGAGAAGCACUCUGAGAUCUCAGUCCCUCCAGUAAAACCUAUAAGGAGGAAGUAUGCUUCAGCAAAAGCUGAGGUGAGGGAAAAAUCAGCUACAGAAAGCCAAGAGCUCAUGGCAAGUAUCUUAACGCAGAAAGAGGAGGGGCUCCAUCCCAGACUUCAAGAUGAAAGAGCAGAGCAGUCCCAAAGAAGUGGUGCUACUGAGCCUUCAUCAGUGAGGACUUCCACAGAAAGCACUUUACCUCUAUGUCAGAAAGAAAAAACAGAUGUAUUUUUACCUGACAAGGAGAGAGUUGAAAAAGCAGAAGAUGGAACAGAAAAGCCAUCCGUCUGUGUUCCUAGACAGAGUGUCAUUAAAAGCACUUUCUACAGCCAAGCAGCUGAGUUACCUGCAAGGGCGCCUUCCUCACCAGGCAGGGAGUUUAGGAGGCAUCUGGACAGAGCCAGAAGGACUUUCCGGAAGGCUGGAUAUUCAAAGGUGCCCCUCAGUGGUCUCCGUGAACCCCUUCUAGAGCAGUUUGAACUGGAAGAAGAAGAAGAAGGAAAGUCUGAUUAUGGAGGUGAUCACAGGGAAAAUCUGCUUGGUUCCUUGACCAAAUCAGCUUCAUUUGAUACUGCAAGGAAACCACCACAUCCUGCCAUUGCUGGUGCUAGCCGAAGCCGUUCCCUGGAUGACUACAGGCUGAGAGCCUCAAGAUCACUGAGGGAAGAAGAUAUUUUGGAAGAAGACUGUGAUGUAUUGCCACAGGAAAGUUGCCCUGAAGGCAGUGGCCACUGUGACAUUUCUGCAGUGCCUGGUAAGGGAUGUUCUGUAGACACUUCAAAGCAAGAGGACUUAAGGAGAGUAAGCAAGGAUUGUUCAGAAGAGAAGCCCCCUCCUUCUACACAAUGUGAGGGUAACGAGUGUCCAACAGUUUUUGUGCAACAGCUAGAGAGACUUCCAGUGUCACCUCAUAGGAGCGAGAAUAGGAAACCUUUACUGAAGAAGUCAAAAGCUACUUAUAUUGAGGAGGAAAUUGAUGAUUUGGAAGGCAAAAGCCCCAUUCUAACUGCCCAGUGCUCAGAUGUAGCUGCAUCAUCAGCUCAAAACCAUGAAAGCAUGCAGAGUGAACAUCAGGUGUCUGAGCAGCACCAGACUUCCUGUCCCAGUGGCAAGGUUUCUGAUGAUCUGGAAGGUGGACCUCCAAGUGUCUUAACUGCUUCUCCAAUACAAGUUGCUCCAGCUUCAAUCUAUGAGCUAGAACAUGAGGAAUAUCCCAAGGUUCAUGGUGAGGGUAGAGGUGUUGCCUUAGAAAGGGGAAGCUGUGAUGCUGGAAAGACUGUCCCACCAUCGCUCCAUAGGGAUAAAAGACAGGAGCUUUCACAUCACAGGUCUUCUUUUUACAGUGAUGAGGAAUCUGCUGCGCUGGAGGGCUUAGUGGAUGAGAUGGUUUCCCUCUCUGAAGAGAUGAAUGUUUGGGCAGAUUCAGUUUCUAGUGAGGAGGAAAAUAGAAGGAACAUCUCUCCUCACACAGAAAUGGUCUACCAAGGUAGCCAAACACCCACAGAAAUGUCCUUCCCUUCUGUACAAGGAGGUAAAAGUGGAGAAACCUCUGAGCUGAACCUUGCAGAACCCUAUCCUGUCAUGAGUACAGAGUCAAUGGUUCUGGAAGGGCAGGGAGCACAGAUGGUUCCUCAUGAAUGUGAGCAUCUGGAGGACUUGGCAUUUGAAAGUGCCACUUCUAGCCAAGCGAGUGUUUCCUCAACAGAUAGCUUGGACACUGGAAAAAGACACAGUCAAGUGCCAGUGAGACAGGACACUGUUAAACAUCCAGAAGUUUCUUUAGUGAAAAUCAAAGACCUGUCAGACGAAACACCCAGCCUUGGCAGUGGAACUCCAAAAUUUGACAUAUCAGAAGUAGAGCCUGCCUAUUUGAAUUUCUCUGACUUGUAUGACAUUGUCUAUUUUCCAUUUGAAUUUAUGAACUAUAGGAAGGCUCCACCCAAACCAACUGGUAGACGGUUUAUUCCUUUUGGGGAAAGGGCAAGAUCCCCUCCUGCAGGACAUCUGCAUAAGGAUAAAAGGCUGUGCAUCAGAGAACAGGCAGAGGACAAGAAAAGGAAGAACCAUCUGGAAAUAUCUGAGGAUUCAAAGCCAACUAACUUAUUAGCCACUGGGAAAGGGUCAGAGAGUCAUAAGGAAAUGUAUGGCCCCCAAAAGGACUCAAGUGGUAAGCAGAAAAGUUCUGUCUACAGCAAGCCAGGACUCUUUAAGCCAUAUGCAAGGUCUCAGUCAGUGGAGCAGCCAGUGGAGCACAGUCUGAAGAAGAAAGUAAAAGCUUCUGUUGCCCAUAUUUCAAGAAUCCUAAAAGGAAAGAUAUCUCCUGAGCCAGAGGCAGGGGAAGAGUUUGGUGAGCUGGGAAGUGAGGCAGUAGAGAAGGAGCUGUUGACAGGGGCUGAAGGAUCUCUGAAGAGGAAAUCAGCACUCUCUUCAUUCAAGUUACCAAGCCUCAUGCCAAGGGAGAAAGCACCACUGUUCGUUGAGGAUCUCAUGGAUCAGGCUGCUGCCGUCGGACAGUGCGUGACGCUGUCAUGCCGGACUGCAGCUCACUCCUCCCUGCACAUCAACUGGUUCAGAGAUGGGUUACCUGUCCAAAGCAGCAGCAGGAUCCUCAUCUCAACCACCCUCAAAAACUUCCAGCUCUUAACUAUUCUCUCUGUUAGUGCUGAUGAUUUUGGUGCUUACACCUGUGUGGCCACCAACUCCCUGGGCUCAGCAUCCACCUCUUGCAUCAUAAGAAAAGCAGAGGUUCCUCCCAGCCCUUCACCUCCUGACAUUGUGGAGGUCUACAAGGAUGGAGUGCAGAUGGUCUGGAGACCUGUGGAAACCAACACCCCUGUCCACUACAGUGUCCAGUGCAAGAGCGAAGAUGGGGAAUGGAUAACCCUUGCUUCUGACAUUGCUGACUGCUGCUACAAAGCCAAAAGUCUCUCCAAGGGGUUUAUCUACAGCUUCAGGAUAGCCUGCACCAGUAAAGCAGGAAUGAGCCCAUACAGCGACCCAUCUGCCAAAGUGAAAAUCACCGGGAAGGAUCAAACGGAGCUCCAUGCUGCAAUGCAGAGCUUCCCAUCAGCUGCUACUGAAGAAGAGAGUGAAAUAAUCACACCAUCGGAACCUUUCCCAACCUACCAGACCUAUGCCUUCCAAACAGAGAUCAAAAGGGGGCGUUUCAGCAUUGUCCGACAAUGCAGGGAAAAAGAAAGUGGCAAGAAUUUAGCUGCUAAAAUUAUCCCUUACUGGCAAGAGGACAAGCAGAAUGUGCUCCUGGAGUACCAAGUCCUGAGGAAGCUUCAUCACACAAACAUUGCUCAGCUGAAGGGAGCCUACAUCAGCCCACGGCACUUAGUGUUGAUACAGGAGAUGUGUGUGGGACCAGAGCUACUUCACUCUUUGGCAUUACGGACAUCAUACUCAGAAGUAGAGGUCCGAGAUUACCUGUGGCAGAUCCUCAGUGCCAUUGAAUACCUCCAUGCACACAACAUCCUGCACUUGGAUCUCAGGUCUGAAAACAUGAUCAUCACUGAGCCCAAUCUACUGAAACUCCUGGAUUUUGGCAACGCACAGUUCUACACACAAGACAAAGUUAUUAUAAUGGACAAGUGCAUGGACUAUGUUGAAACCAUGGCUCCAGAACUGCUGACAGAGCAAGGAGCCCUCCCACAGACUGAUAUCUGGUCCAUUGGAAUCACAGCCUUCAUCAUGUUGAGUGCCAACUACCCAGUCAGCUCUGAUGUAGCCUGUGAGUUCCUGAGAAUGGCCAGGAAGGGUAAAGUGAAGCUCACACGGUGCUAUGCAGGUCUCUCCGGGGGAGCAGUGUCCUUUCUCCAGAGCACGCUGUGUGCAAACCCCUGGGGAAGGCCAUCAGCCUCAGAGUGCCUUCAGAGCCCAUGGCUCCAGGAGACAGGCUUGGACAACAGGCAGCAAGCACUGGUCAGCUUCCCCACUACCAAACUGAGGAAUUUCCUCACUGAACGGGAAAAGAAAAGGGGCCUGCUGUGCUCCAAGUAUGGCCUCAUGAUUGCACAGUGAUGUGGAUGUGGCAACAGAUGUCUCC